This is a messenger RNA of Balearica regulorum gibbericeps (East African grey crowned-crane), 3127 nucleotides long. NCBI's taxonomy places the organism in Eukaryota, Metazoa, Chordata, Aves, Gruiformes, Gruidae. The record is from RefSeq and is a predicted model, not a curated record.
UGCGUUUGUGUCAGAACCCUAAACUGGCGUUGAAGAACAGUCCACCCUAUAUCCUAGAUUUGCUACCUGAUACCUACCAGCAUCUACGAACCAUCCUAUCACGCUACGAGGGGAAGAUGGAGACCCUGGGAGAAAAUGAGUAUUUCCGUGUUUUCAUGGAGAAUUUGAUGAAGAAAACCAAGCAGACCAUCAGCCUUUUCAAGGAAGGGAAGGAGCGGAUGUAUGAGGAGAACUCUCAGCCUAGGCGUAACCUGACAAAGUUAUCCCUGAUAUUUAGCCAUAUGCUGGCAGAACUCAAAGGUAUUUUCCCAAGCGGCCUUUUCCAGGGAGACACGUUCCGAAUCACCAAGGCAGAUGCUGCAGAAUUUUGGAGAAAGGCAUUUGGUGAAAAGACUAUCGUUCCAUGGAAAAGCUUCCGUCAGGCCUUGCAUGAAGUACAUCCAAUCAGUUCAGGGCUGGAAGCCAUGGCCCUGAAGUCAACGAUUGACUUGACGUGCAAUGACUACAUUUCAGUAUUUGAAUUUGAUAUCUUCACACGACUUUUCCAGCCAUGGUCCUCUUUGCUCAGGAACUGGAAUAGCCUAGCGGUGACUCAUCCUGGUUAUAUGGCAUUCCUAACAUAUGAUGAGGUGAAAGCCCGGCUUCAGAAAUUCAUUCACAAACCUGGCAGUUAUAUUUUCCGAUUGAGUUGUACGCGACUUGGUCAGUGGGCCAUUGGCUAUGUCACUGCAGAUGGGAACAUUCUUCAGACAAUCCCCCACAACAAACCUCUUUUUCAGGCACUGAUUGAUGGCUUCAGGGAAGGCUUUUAUUUAUUUCCCGACGGCCGGAAUCAGAAUCCUGACUUGACUGGCUUGUGUGAGCCCACACCUCAGGACCACAUUAAAGUUACACAGGAACAAUAUGAAUUGUAUUGCGAGAUGGGCUCCACGUUUCAGCUGUGUAAAAUAUGUGCUGAAAACGACAAGGAUGUGAAGAUUGAACCCUGCGGCCAUCUGAUGUGCACGUCCUGUCUCACUGCGUGGCAGGAAUCAGAAGGCCAGGGAUGUCCUUUUUGCCGCUGUGAAAUCAAAGGCACGGAGCCAAUUGUAGUCGACCCAUUCGACCCCAGAGGAGGAGGAGGAUUAUCGCGGCAAGGGGCAGAAGGAACUCCCUCGCCCAAUUAUGACGAUGAUGAUGACGACAGAGCUGAUGAUUCACUCUUCAUGAUGAAAGAACUCGCUGGUACCAAAGUUGAGCGUCCUCCUUCUCCGUUCUCAGUAGCUCCACAGGCCACCCUUCCUCCCGUGCCGCCGCGACUGGAUCUUUUACAGCAGCGAGUGUCCAAUCCACCUGGGGCUUCCAGCCCUGGGACCACUUCAAAGGCUGCACCUGGUACUCUUCACAAGGAUAAACCUUUGCCGAUACCACCCACGCUCAGAGAUCUCCCGCCGCCACCGCCUCCGGACAGGCCACAUUCCAUUGGGGCUGAAGGUCGACCUCAGAGGCGUCCCUUGCCCUGCACGCCAGGAGACUGUCCUUCGAGAGACAAGCCACCCCCUGUGCCCUCCAACCGUCAGGCUGAUCUGUGGCCAUCCAGGCCGAUUCCAAAAGCCCCAUCUGUAGCUCUCAGUCCUGGUGACCCUUGGGCUGGGAGAGAACUGUCCAACAGGCACUCGCUUCCCUUUUCCUUGCCCUCUCAGAUGGACUCCAGGGCUGACAGCCAUCGGCUUGGAAGCACACUCAGCCUGGACAACCCAAUGAGCUUGAACAGUGGUCCAACGACAACCUCAGAGUGUGAACACUCCAAAAUUAAACCCUCCUCAUCUGCCAAUGCGAUCUACUCCUUAGCUGCCAGACCACUGCCUGUACCAAAACUGCCUCCUGGAGAACAGUCUGAAAGCGAUGAAGACACCGAAUACAUGUCACCAUCCUCUCUGCCUGUGGUGCCUCCAGGUCCUGCUGUACAAAAUCCAGAGAUCAAAAUGCCUUUGGAAAUGACUCAGAGUUUACGAGUUUUAGACCGCGACCAGCAGACGGAUGGCUGUAUGUAUGAAGCAAUGUACAACAUUCACUCCCAAGCUGCGUCCUCUGCUUUUGAGAUUGUCAACACUUCUGAUGAAGGGGAUCUGGCAGCAGCCACUGCCAGCAAUGGCCCUGAAGAGUCAGAAAACGAAGAAGAUGGCUAUGAUAUCCCCAAACCACCGCUACCAGUUGCUAUUGCUCGUCGCACACUGUCUGAUAUCUCCAAUGCCACACCUGCCUUCAGCCGAAUGUCUUUGGAAAAUGACCCCGUAACAGGUUUUUCAGAUGGCUCUCAAGUUCCAGAAAGGCCGCCGAAGCCGCUGCCACGAAGAAUAAAUUCUGAGCGGAAAGCAGGGAGCUGCCAAACGGGCGGAGCCAGCAGUGGGACCAGUGCGUCACUGCAACUCUCCAGUGAGAUCGAGAAUCUAAUGAGCCAAGGCUACUCAUAUCAGGACAUUCAGAAAGCACUGGUCAUUGCACAUAACAAUAUUGAAAUGGCCAAGAAUAUUCUCCGGGAGUUUGUUUCCAUUUCCUCCCCUGCGCACGUGGCCACAUAGCACAUUACCUCCACACCUUCAACUUCUGUGGACCAACUGCCUGGGCAGCUGUAGCCCAGCUACGCACCAAAGGGGAAGGGGGUUCCUUUAGAGACUUCGUGCUGAGGUCAGUCCUGCCUCUUAAGAGAAUCAGUUAUCAGGUUUUUGUGGUUCCAGAUUUCAAAGCAGUGGAAUGAAAUGGAGCAGAGUGGUGUUUUAUACAGUGUACGUCUUGGAGUCCUUUACCCCUACCUCUUGUUUGAGAGAACAGAUUUAUUUCCGGGGUGUUGGUAGAGAAAGGUAUCGCGACAAGGGAUCCCUGAGCUGAUGCCCUGGAGGCUGGGGGGAGUGUUUUGUGCUGUGAAUUCUAAGUGAAUGCUCUGAGAAACAAAGUCUCGAGGUCGGUGUGGUGUGUCCUGUGGUUCAUGGUACUAGGUUUGGAUCUGUUUGCUGCUGUGUGUCUGGCUCAGGAUUUUUAGAGCAGCUGUGGGAGGUCACUUUCUGCUGGGACUAAAUGGGAGACUUUGGAAGAAUCUUUUGAUUGCUUCCUGUUUGCCACGGCGUUUCCCUCUUGCCUGUAAUAAUAG